GCAGGAGGCAGGUCGUUAGUGGCAGUCUGAGGGAUUUACCCCACCUUCUGUGUUUUUAUUUAUGUCUGUCUGUUAGGGGGGGCUCUCCAGGCUGACAUUUGUCCCCGGACUACAGCUGUGCUCGAGGCGGCUGCAGCCCCCCAGCUGGGACCAGGCGCGCCUCGCUGCGGACUCUCCCGUGCGACAUGUACGAGGGCAAAAAGACGAAAAACAUGUUCCUCACACGAGCUCUGGAAAAGAUCCUGGCCGACAAGGAGGUGAAAAAGGCUCACCACUCACAACUGAGAAAGGCCUGCGAGGUGGCACUAGAGGAAAUCAAGGAGGAAUCAGAAAAAUUAAGUCCACCCAGUGGAGAUGGAAAAUCGGGCUCCAGCACUUUACCGCCAAUCAAAUCCAAGACCAACUUCGUUGAAGCAGACAAGUACUUCUUGCCGUUUGAGCUGGCAUGUCAGUCCAAAUGUCCCCGCAUCGUCAUCACAUCACUCGACUGUUUACAGAAGCUGAUUGCGUAUGGACACCUGACGGGCAGCGCCCCGGACAGCACGGCUCCGGGCAAGAAGCUCAUCGACAGAAUCAUCGAAACCAUCUGUGCUUGUUUCCAAGGACCACAGACGGAUGAGGGCGUUCAGCUACAGAUCAUAAAGGCUCUGUUAACAGCCGUGACCUCUCAGCACAUAGAAAUCCACGAGGGUACCGUGCUGCAGGCCGUCCGCACCUGUUACAACAUCUACCUGGCCAGCAAGAACCUCAUCAACCAGACCACAGCAAAGGCCACGCUCACCCAGAUGCUCAACGUCAUCUUUGCACGCAUGGAGAAUCAAGCACUUACAAAUCACAAGCUAUCUUGGUCUCUGGCCUCCAGAAAGCGUGAUCGCCAGUUGCAGGAAGCGAAACAACUGGAAAGAGAGCGUCACCGGCAGCACUCCCCCGUCACCCCCAACGCCGAGCCCGAGUCCCCGCAGCUCCAGAGUCACGUUCCCCCUCCAGCUAAAGCUGCGGCCCAGGAGGCCAACGGGCCCGUCAGCCCUCCCACUCCCAGCAUCACCAUUCCAUCCACUCCAUCCACACCUUCCACGCCGGUGCCCGAGUCCAGCAGAGGCUCCGUGUCCGGGGAGCAGGGAGAGCAGGGAGAGCAAGGUUCUGCCUACGAGAACCCAGAUCCAGAGAACGGUUCUGAGUUCUGUGUGGCUGAAAACGAGCAGACGGAGGCAGACCAAGCCACCGCAGCAGCGCGGAAUGCAGCAGCCCAGCAGCAUGAAAGAGCAGGCGAGGAGGAGGAGGAAGAGACCCCAAAUUACGAAGAGAAAGCCCAGGAAAUAGUCCAGAGCAUCCUGCAGGAGGUGGUCAAUACUGUUGCAGGAGGUAAUUGUCUGGACCCAGCAAACCUCUGUUCCGACACCAAGAAGUCCAGCAGCGAGAGCGAGCCGGUGGAGUCGGAGCCCGCUGAAGCGGUGACGGAGGGCACCCAGAGCUCCCUGGAGGACGAGGGGACGCUGGGGAGUGACAGCGAACACGUCCACGCCAACGGCAUCCCCGGCACACCCAUCUCCGCCAGCUUCACCCCCUCCCUGCCCGACGACAGACUCUCCGUCUCGUCCACUGACACUCAGGAAUCAGGGGCGACAUCGGGCCAGCCGCCAGGGGCUAAAUUCUCCCACAUCCUCCAAAAAGAUGCUUUUCUUGUCUUUCGCUCACUCUGUAAGCUGUCAAUGAAGCCGCUGUCAGAUGGACCACCGGAUCCAAAGUCCCACGAGCUGCGAUCAAAGGUCUUGUCCCUGCAGCUCCUGCUGUCCAUCCUCCAGAACGCGGGGCCCAUCUUCAAGACCAACGAGAUGUUCAUCAACGCCAUCAAGCAGUACCUCUGCGUAGCCCUGUCCAAGAACGGCGUCUCCUCCGUGCCUGAAGUGUUCGAGCUCUCGCUCUCCAUCUUCCUCACGCUGCUCUCUCACUUCAAGACACACCUCAAGAUGCAGAUCGAGGUGUUCUUCAAAGAGAUUUUCCUUUAUAUCCUCGAGACCUCCACGAGCUCCUACGACCACAAGUGGAUGGUUAUACAAACUCUCACUAGAAUAUGUGCAGAUGCCCAGAGUGUGGUGGACAUCUACGUGAACUACGACUGUGACUUGAAUGCUGCUAACAUAUUUGAACGGCUGGUCAACGACCUCUCCAAAAUUGCGCAGGGUCGUGGAGGCCACGAGCUCGGCAUAACACCUCAACAGGAGUUGACUCUGAGAAAGAAAGGCCUUGAAUGCCUUGUGUCCAUCCUGAAAUGUAUGGUUGAAUGGAGUAAAGACCAAUACGUCAACCCCAACUCCCAGACGAGCCUCGGCCAGGAGAAACCAUCGGAGCAGGACCACACCGAGACAAAGGCCCCGGAGACCAUCAACCGCUAUGGCAGCAUCAACUCUCUGGACUCCACGGCCUCGUCCGGCAUCGGCAGUUACAGCACGCAGAUGUCGGGCACUGACAACCCCGAGCAGUUUGAAGUCCUCAAACAGCAAAAGGAGAUCAUCGAACAGGGCAUCGACCUGUUCAACAAGAAACCAAAGAGGGGAAUCCAGUACCUUCAAGAGCAAGGCAUGCUGGGUACAACCCCGGAGGACCUCGCUCAGUUCUUGCACCAGGAGGAGAGACUUGACUCGACUCAAGUGGGAGAAUUCCUCGGGGAUAAUGACCGAUUCAACAAAGAGGUGAUGUACGCCUACGUGGAUCAGAUGGACUUCCAGGGCAAAGACUUUGUUUCGGCACUAAGGAUGUUCCUGGAAGGCUUUCGUCUCCCUGGCGAGGCCCAGAAAAUCGACCGACUCAUGGAGAAAUUUGCGGCAAGAUAUCUGGAAUGCAACCAAGGGCAAACCCUCUUUGCCAGUGCUGAUACCGCCUACGUCCUCGCGUACUCGAUCAUCAUGCUGACAACAGACCUUCACAGUCCACAGGUGAAGAAUAAAAUGACAAAAGAGCAAUACAUCAAGAUGAACCGCGGCAUCAAUGACAGCAAAGAUCUACCUGAGGAAUAUCUGUCAGCCAUAUACGACGAGAUCGCCGGGAAGAAGAUUGCCAUGAAAGAGACAAAAGAGCUGACUAUGAAGUCCAACAAGCAAAGUAUGACCAGCGAGAAGCAGAGACGUCUCCUCUACAACGUGGAAAUGGAGCAGAUGGCCAAGACGGCGAAGGCUCUGAUGGAGGCCGUCAGCCACGUGCAGGCCCCCUUCACCAGCGCCACGCACCUGGAGCACGUCAGACCCAUGUUUAAGCUUGCGUGGACGCCUUUCCUGGCUGCUUUCAGCGUCGGUCUCCAGGACUGCGACGACACUGAAGUGGCCUCGCUGUGUCUGGAAGGAAUCCGCUGCGCCAUCAGGAUAGCGUGCAUCUUCUCCAUACAGCUGGAGAGGGACGCUUAUGUGCAGGCUUUGGCAAGGUUCACCCUGCUGACAGCCAGCUCUGGCAUCGCCGAGAUGAAGCAGAAAAACAUCGACACCAUCAAGACCCUCAUCACUGUGGCUCACACCGAUGGCAACUACCUGGGAAACUCCUGGCACGAGAUCCUGAAGUGCAUCAGUCAGCUGGAGCUGGCUCAGCUGAUUGGUACGGGCGUGAAGGCGCGCUACAUCUCAGGGACGGUGCGUGGAAAAGAGGGCUUUAUUGCGAGCCUGAAGGAGCAAAGCAACGACGAAUACCUGGGUCUAGCCGGAGGGACGGUGGACCGGAAACAGAUCGCCAGCAUUCAGGAGUCGAUCGGAGAGACCAGCUCCCAGAGUGUUGUGGUAGCUGUGGACAGGAUAUUCACAGGUUCCACCAGACUGGACGGUAACGCAAUAGUGGAUUUUGUGCGCUGGCUGUGCGCCGUGUCCAUGGAUGAGCUGGCCUCGCCUACGCACCCACGAAUGUUCAGCCUGCAGAAGAUAGUUGAGAUCUCGUACUACAACAUGGGCCGUAUCAGGCUGCAGUGGUCCAGGAUCUGGGAAGUCAUCGGGGACCACUUUAACAAGGUCGGCUGUAAUCCCAAUGAAGAUGUAGCAAUUUUCGCAGUGGAUUCUCUCAGGCAACUGUCCAUGAAGUUCUUGGAGAAGGGGGAGCUCGCCAACUUCAGGUUCCAGAAGGAUUUCCUGAGACCUUUCGAGCAUAUCAUGAAAAAGAAUAGGUCUCCCACCAUCAGAGACAUGGUGGUGCGCUGCAUCGCGCAGAUGGUCAACUCCCAGGCGGCAAACAUCCGCUCAGGUUGGAAGAAUAUCUUCUCCGUCUUCCAUCUGGCCGCGUCUGACCAGGACGAGAGCAUCGUGGAGCUGGCCUUCCAGACCACCGGCCAUAUCGUCACGAAUGUAUUUGAGAAGCACUUUGCAGCUACGAUCGACUCCUUCCAAGACGCCGUCAAGUGUUUGUCAGAGUUUGCCUGUAACGCCUCUUUCCCCGACACCAGCAUGGAAGCCAUCCGCCUCAUCCGACACUGUGCCAAAUACGUCUCGGAGCGGCCCCAGGCCUUCAAAGAUUACACCAGCGAUGACAUGAAUGUAGCGCCUGAAGAUCGCGUGUGGGUGCGGGGAUGGUUCCCCAUCCUGUUUGAGCUCUCCUGCAUCAUCAACCGGUGUAAGCUGGAUGUCAGGACCAGGGGGCUCACGGUGAUGUUUGAAGUGAUGAAGACUUAUGGGCACACCUUUGAAAAACACUGGUGGCAGGACCUGUUCAGGAUCGUCUUCCGUAUCUUUGACAACAUGAAGCUGCCUGAGCAACAGACCGAGAAAGCGGAGUGGAUGACCACCACAUGCAACCACGCACUUUAUGCCAUCUGUGAUGUCUUCACGCAAUACUUUGAGUCCCUCAACUGCCUCCUUUUGGACGAUAUCCUGGCUCAGCUCUACUGGUGUGUGCAGCAAGAUAAUGAGCAACUCGCACGUUCGGGCACCAACUGUCUGGAGAAUGUGGUCAUCCUGAAUGGGGAGAAGUUUUCCCCUGAGACCUGGGACAAGACCUGCAACUGCAUGCUGGACAUCUUCAAAACCACAAUCCCACAUGCGUUGUUAACGUGGAGACCUGCAGGUGAAGAACACUUUGCAACACAUAACCUGUCUGACAAGCAGCUGGACACAAUUUCCCAGAAGUCGGUGGAUAUUCAGUCCCGCUCCGAUGACCAGCACUCCAUCGGCAGCGGAGACAGAGUGGCCAUGGAGAACCGUCGCCAGAGUCAGUACGGCUCAGCGGCGGGCACAUGUGAGGACGGCUCCAGGAGCAGGACCCCGACUAAGAUACAGGAGCAGCGUUUGUUCGCAGCUUUGCUGAUAAAGUGCGUCGUGCAGCUUGAGCUGAUCCAGACCAUCGAUAACAUCGUCUUUUUUCCCGCCACCAGUAAGAAGGAAGAUGCCGAGAACUUUGCUGCUGCUCAGCGGGAUGCUGUGUGCGCGGCAGACGUCCCCGUGGAGACCCAGGACCAGGGCAUGUAUCGCUAUCUGACCUCGGAGCAGCUUUUCAAGCUGCUGGACUGCCUGCUGGAGUCUCACUGCUUUGCCAAGGCGUUCAACUCCAACAAUGAGCAAAGGACUUUACUCUGGAAAGCAGGUUUCAAAGGAAAGUCCAAACCCAACCUCUUGAAGCAGGAGACCAGCAGUCUGGCGUGCGGACUGCGCAUCCUGUUUCGCAUGUACACGGAUGACAGCCGUCAGGACGCCUGGGAGGAGGUCCAGAGACGACUGCUCAAUGUGUGCAGUGAGGCAGUGGCGUACUUCUUGGCUCUGACCUCAGAGAGCCACAGAGAGGCCUGGACCAACCUGCUGCUGCUAUUCCUCACCAAGGUGCUAAAGAUCAGUGACGAAAGGUUCAAGGCUCAUGCAUCCAGAUACUACCCCCUCCUGUGUGAGAUCAUGCAGUUUGACCUGAUCCCUGAGCUCCGCGCUGUUCUGAGGAAGUUUUACUUGCGCAUCGGCCUCGUGUUUCACAUUGCACAGCUGCCUGAGCCGGAGGCCGAAGCGGCCCCGCCUGAGGAGCGUGUGGAGCCGGAGACGGACACAGAGGUGGGGGAGGAGGCCGGGGAGGAGGCCCAGUGAUGCUGCACCACAAACAGCCUGGAACACAAAGCUCUACGGAGACCUGGCCGCAGGUCCGUGUGGCUGUACCGCCUCCUCAGGGCCCUCUGUGUGGUUUUGUUGUUUUUUUUAUGCCGAAUACUUGACUUCAGUGGAUUAUCGAUCAGCUGUCUAUUAACACCUACCCUCACCCUUAACUUUUGUCACCACAUACACACAUCCAAACAGCCCAGGCGGGGUACUUGAUAUCAUAAAAAUGGUCUUUUACCAGGUGUAGCGAUGCCUCCAGUGGAUAAAACUACUGAUCAACAACUGACAUCAACCCAUAUCUCUGACGCGAUCAGAAGGAAUUUAUUUCAAAACGUGUGCUUCUUACUGUAUAUUUAAAAAGUGAAGAAUGAAUGAAUGGUUUCAGCAACAUGCAAAAUGACAUUCAGUUACUAUGAAACGUGACAUGUGUCACACGGAUGAUAAUAAUGAUCUCUGUGCGAGCUGCAGAUGGCUAACAUUAGUAUCAAUAGCCUCCUGGAUGAAACUAGUUGUACAGACCUCCCGCUAUGUAAUAUAAUCUUAUAACACUAGAUUUUGUUUUGAUUUUUUUUUUUCUCUCUCUCUGAAUUUGCUGCACUUGAUCUUGUUUUUGAAUGCACUGGAGAUUUUACUUUUGUGAUAAUUUAUUUGACUGCACCAACUCCUGAAGAUUGUCCUACACAGUACGAUAUGUAAUUAAACAUGACCGUGGAAAGUGAAGGGUUAAAUUAUUCCAAUUUUUUUUUUUAUGUUCCUUGGUUUUUAACAGAUAGAUGAUAACUGGGCUUCUUGAACUGGAAGAAAAGAGAACAAACUGAUGCUAGCUGCUUUUGAGUCACUUUUGAGUUGUUUUUUUUUUUCCCUCUUGUUUUCACGUGAGUUUAGUUUUCACUCUUGUGUACAAAAAUCAAUAGUUGAUAAUAUAUUUAAUUUUUUUUCUUUGGUUUGGGGGAAAGCUAUAUGUAUAGAGAAGAUGACAAAUGUUAGCCGUGCUUUAAGUAUGAAUGGGAUGCAUUCCUGCUAACGGAUGUAGAAAACAAAAUGUAUAUGAUAAAGCAAUGUAAAGUUUUCUAUGUUGCAAAAGAUUAUGUACAACUUUCUGUACAAUACAUCAUCUGGCAUUCUAAUCAGGUUCUAGGUCAAUAAACUUUUUGAACUUG
Molecule: messenger RNA, 7201 nt
Organism: Cololabis saira (Pacific saury)
Lineage: Eukaryota; Metazoa; Chordata; Actinopteri; Beloniformes; Belonidae
Gene: arfgef1
Product: ADP-ribosylation factor guanine nucleotide-exchange factor 1 (brefeldin A-inhibited)
Exons: 40
Coding region: 186-6032 (1948 amino acids)
Biological process (GO): regulation of ARF protein signal transduction
Molecular function (GO): guanyl-nucleotide exchange factor activity
Source: RefSeq, a predicted model, not a curated record